This is a messenger RNA of Arvicanthis niloticus (Nile rat), 1170 nucleotides long. RefSeq names its product golgi associated RAB2 interactor 1A (gene Garin1a). Gene Ontology annotation, cellular component: nucleus. The record is from RefSeq and is a predicted model, not a curated record. Lineage: Eukaryota; Metazoa; Chordata; Mammalia; Rodentia; Muridae.
AUAAGCAAGCAGGGAGCUGGAGCCGGGAGGUUGGGGGGAGCCCUGGUUCCACCAACACCUUGGAGUUGGGCUGGGUCUGUGUGGAGCCCCAGAGAUGUUCCCCAGCCCAUUCUUCUUAAGAACCAAUGAGUAAAAUUAGGGGCCUCCCUCCUGCAAUCAGGGACCCAGGCCCUGGAGUGGAACUUGGAGUAGAAGAUGGCCUUCUUUGUCAACUGAUUCAUUCUCCAGAAUUCAACUUGUUCUCUGACUCAGUGGUGUUUGAGAGCACCUUUAUCCAGGUCACUAAGCAAGGAAACUGGAUGGAUGCCUAUGAAAAAUCUGCCACUAUAAUCCUUGGAGUAACCUCUUCAGUGCCCUCCUUGCCACUCCCUAAUAUCCUCCUGAUGGCCAAUGUCACCUGGCCUCACGGUCCGUUUUCCACCUGUAGCACACUUGGUGCCCCUGUCAUCACCCUCAGCAGGAUUCUUCCCCUGAAGUAUGUGGAGCUACAAAUCUAUGACCAGACCCAGCGCAUCCUUCGGGUUAGGACAGUGACUGAGAAGAUCUACUAUCUGAGGCUCCACGAGAAACAUCCCCAGGCUGUGUUCCAGUUCUGGAUCCGCUUGGUGAAGAUCUUACAGAAAGGUCUGUCUAUCACCACCAAAGACCCAAGGAUCCAGUUCACUCACUGCCUGGUGCCCAAGAUGCCCAACUCCUCCAUCGAAACAACACCUGAAAGCAGCCUGCCGGCAUCCUCCCAGAACAGCGAGACCAUAAUGCUGCUAGCAGCUGAGCAUGACAGAGGCAGUCUCUUAGAACUCUCAAACAAACACCAGCUCUCAGGAGACAGACACACUGAUACUGCGGCAGAAACAGACAACUCCAGCAAUUGCAAGACAACCCCGCUGGUGACAUCUUCAAUUAGUAUGCCCAUGAGAGCUGCUUUGACCCACAGUCUCUGGGAACAAGAGGACUCAACUGAGAACUUCCUGCAGGCUCCUGUAGCUAGCUCCCUAGGAGAGAACUUUUUGGGACCCUAAUACCUAGCCAGAAUGGGGUGUCAGCCUUGUGUUCUACACUCUUGCUCUGCCUCCUACAAUGCUGCUUCCCACAGUGGGCCAAGUAACCAUGGGAGAGAUGAUAUGGUACUUAUGCCAAGAUGCUCUUCUACUUCCACCAAUAAACCUCCAA